This is a messenger RNA of Vicugna pacos (alpaca), 2575 nucleotides long. The record is from RefSeq and is a predicted model, not a curated record. NCBI's taxonomy places the organism in Eukaryota, Metazoa, Chordata, Mammalia, Artiodactyla, Camelidae.
CCAUAAAGCCACCCGGCGGGGCGCGGCGGGGCGGGGCCAGGGGCGGGACCGGCCUGCAGGAAGUGCGCCUAGCGCACUGCCUGAUGGGGCCGGAAGUGGAGCGCACGCUGCGGUCCGGCAGUCAUGGCGGCGGCGCGGGGCCGCAAACGACGCCUGGCGGAGCUGACGGUGGACGAGUUCCUGGCCUCGGGCUUUGAUUCUGAAUCCGAAUCCGAGCCCGAAGGAGCCCCAGAAGCGGAGACGCGGGUGGCGCGCGGAGACGUGCGGAGCUUGGGUGGGCCAGGCGGGACCCCUUUUGCUAGCCAGCGUAAGGGCCGUGCGUCUGAGCACAAGGACCAGCUUUCUCGGCUGAAGGACAAAGACCCCGAGUUCUACAAGUUCUUGCAGGAAAAUGACCAGAGCCUGCUGAACUUUAGUGAUUCAGACAGCUCUGAGGAUGAAGAGGAGCGACUCCACUCUCUGCCAGACACACUGGAGCCUGGCCCUCUGCAUCUGGUGCAGGAAGCAAGUGAGGAGGAGGAAGAUGAGGAGGAGGACGACAGGGUCCCCAGAGGACCUAUGGGGAAGAGGAGGGAUUCUGUCCCUGUGACCCUUGCCAUGGUUGAGAGAUGGAAGCAGGCAGCAAAGCAGCACCUGACUCCAAAGCUGCUCCAUGAAGUUGUACAGGCGUUCCGAGCAGCUGUGGCCACCACCCAAGGAGACCAGGAAGGUGCUGAGGGCAGCAAAUUCCAGGUCACAGACAGCGCUGUGUUCAAUGCUCUGGUCACCUUCUGCAUCAGAGAUCUCUUUGGCUGUCUCCAGAAGCUGCUGUUUGGAAAAGCCCCAAAGGACAGCAGCAGGGUGCUGUCGCCGUCCAGCAGCCCACUGUGGGGGAAGCUCCGGCUGGACAUCAAAGCUUACCUGAGCUCUGUCGUACAGCUGGUGGCCUGUGUGGCAGAGGUGACAGUCGCAGCGGCUGUCCUCCAGCACAUCAGCAGUUCCGUGCUCUACUACCUGACCUUCCCCAAGCAGUGCCGCAUGCUGCUCAAGAGGAUGGUGGUCCUGUGGAGCACGGGUGAGGAGACGCUGCGAGUGCUGGCCUUCCUGGUCCUCAUCAAGGUCUGCCGGCACAAGAAAGACGCCUUCCUGAGCCCUGUCCUCAAGCAAAUGUACAUCAUGUACGUGAGGAACUGCAAGUUCACCUCCCCCAGUGCCCUGCCACUCAUCAGCUUCAUGCAGCGGACCUUGGCGGAGCUGCUGGCCCUGGACACUGGCAUCACCUACCAGCACGCCUUCCUCUACAUCCGCCAGCUUGCCGUCCACCUGCGCAACGCUAUGACCAUGCGCAGGAAGGAGACGUACCAGUCAGUAUACAACUGGCAGUUUGUGCACUGCCUCUACCUGUGGUGCCGCACGCUCAGCACCAUCUGCCCAAGUGAAGCUCUCCGGCCGUUGAUCUACCCCCUUUCCCAGGUUGUCAUUGGCUGCAUCAAGCUGGUCCCCACCGCCCGCUUCUACCCGCUGCGCAUGCACUGUGUGCGUGCCCUGACACUGCUCUCGGAGAGCACGGGCACCUUCAUCCCGGUGCUGCCCUUCAUCCUCGAGGUUUUCCAGCAGGUCGACUUCAACAGGAGGCCAGGGCGCAUGAGCUCCAGGCCCAUCAACUUUGCUGUGAUCCUGAAGCUGUCCAAGGUUAACUUGCAGGAGAAGGCGUACCGGGAUGGUCUGGUCGAGCAGCUGUAUGACCUCACCCUGGAGUACCUGCACAGUCAGGCCCACAGCAUCGCAUUCCCUGAGCUGGCGCUGCCUGCUGUCCUGCAGCUGAAAUCUUUCCUCCGAGAGUGCAAGGUGGCCAAUUACUGCCGUCAGGUGCGCCAGCUACUGGAGAAGGUGCAGGAGAAUGCAGAGCACAUCCGCAGCCUCCGCCAGAGGGUCCCGUUCGGCGUGUCCGACCAGCACGCGGUGGACGCCUGGGAGAAGCGGACCCGAGAGGAGGGGACCCCGCUCACCAAGUACUACAGCCAGUGGCGUAAGCUGAGGGAUCGAGAGAUCCAGCUGGAGAUCAGCGGCAAAGAGCGGCUAGAAGACCUGAACUUCCCAGAGGUAAAGCGGCGCAAGGUGGGGGACAGGAAGGAUGAGGACAGGGCAGAAUUCAAGGACCUCUUUGACCUGGACAGUGAUGAGGACGACGAUGCCCCGGACUUCCCAGAGAGAGGGACAUCUGGGUCCCCGAGAGCUUGGCAGAGGGAGGAGGAGGAGGAAGGCAGCAGCAGCAGCAGCAGCAACAGCAGCAGCAGGGAGGAAGGCAUCAAGUCAGAAGAUGGAAGCCCAGACACAGAGGCGGGGCUAGGCCCCCAGGAGCUGUGGUGGCUGGCCCAGGGACCAGAGGACGAGCUGCAGGAUCUACAGCUCUCCGAGGAUGACUGAGGGGUUGCAGGGGCUGCUGCACAGUCUUCACACCUCAUCACUUAGGCAUGCUGCCUCCUGGCUGGUGCGGAGCCUGGAGGCCCUGAGGUCAGCACCCGUGCGGGGCGAAAGGGCAGUAGAUGCUGGACAAGGCUUUAUUUUUACAACAUAAAACACCAGAAAGUACCAA